AUGCGCCUUCUCAAACGUGACGGAAAUGGCGCAAUCAUCAUCGAAAGCUUCAGCAACGGGCUGGCACCUCCUUAUGCGAUAUUGUCUCACACAUGGGGCCAAGACAGCGACGAAGUAACUUUUGCAGAUAUCGUCAAUGGAAAUGGCGAGCGUAAGGCCGGUUACGAAAAGAUCCGCUUCUGCGACUUACAAGCACAACAUGAUGGUCUACAGUACUUCUGGAUCGAUACGUGUUGCAUCAACAAAGACGACAAGGCUGAACUUUCUCAAGCUAUUCACCGCUGGUUCACGCGUGGCUGGACGCUCCAAGAGCUGAUUGCGCCGUGCACGGUCAGGUUCUUCUCCGAGGAAGGGGACGAACUGGGUGACAGAUCUUCGCUACGAUGCUUAAUCAACAGGAUAACCAGCAUUCCCCUUGAAGUGCUAGAUGGAAGUACAUUGUCCCAAUUCAAAUGCGACGAACGGCAGCGAUGGGCAAACGAGAGGAGCACAAAGCUUAAAGAGGAUAAGGCAUAUGCCUUAUCAGGUCUUUGCGGUGUACACAUUGCGCCUGUAUACGGGGAGGGUGAAGAAGAAGCGUUCAGACGGCUUCGCUGGGAGAUUGAGAAGCUGGAAGCCUGCAUUCGUCACUUGCGCGAUAGCGAUCCUCGUCACGACAAAAAGCGCAUUGAAGAAACGAAGGGCGGUUUGCUGGUUAGCUCAUAUCACUGGAUCCUAGAUAAUCGCACCUUUCAGAAAUGGCAGCAUGAUCCCACUGGCCAACUGCUCUGGGUAAAGGGCGAUCCUGGCAAAGGCAAAACAAUGCUGCUAUGCGGUAUAAUCGACGAGAUACAGAAGAACAUACGACACAACACGGUCGCGUACUUCUUCUGCCAAGCGACAGACUCGCGCAUUAAUAAUGCCGUAGCGGUUUUGCGAGGACUGCUGUAUAUGCUUCUGGAUCAGCAGCCACUCCUGGCGCGGCAUGUCCAAAAGCAACACGAGCAUGCAGGCAAACAGCUAUUUGAGGAUUCAAACGCAUGGGUAGCACUAAGAGACAUCUUCACAGACAUCCUUCAGGAUCCAAGCCUUGGCAGGGCAUGUCUUGUCGUCGAUGCCUUAGACGAGUGCAUCGUUGAUCUACCAAAGCUGCUGGAUUUUGUGGCUAAACAGUCAUCGGCAUCUCCGCACGUUAAGUGGGUCGUGUCUAGUCGCAACUGGCCUGAUAUUGAAGCACAGCUAGAGCAGGCAGGACACAAAAUCAAGCUGAGUCUUGAGCUGAAUUCAGAAUCAAUAGCCACGGUGGUUGGCGCCUUCAUUGAGCAAAAGAUGAACAUUCUAGCUACUGAGAAGCAGUACACACCAGAAAUGCAACUAGAAGUGCUUCAACACUUGAACUCGAACGCCAAUGAUACCUUUUUGUGGGUGGCAUUGGUUUGUCAGAAUCUGGAGAAAACACCUAGAAGGCAUAUACGGAAAAGCCUCACCGAAUUCCCACCUGGUCUGGACGCUCUGUAUGAGAGGAUGGUGAGCCAGAUUGGUGCGUCAAAGGAUGCAGAAACCUGUUUGCAAGUUCUAGCGUUGGCUGCAGUUUCAUAUCGACCUAUAACCAUCUCUGAGCUAGUCGCUCUAGCCAAACAAGUUGAGAAGAAUGCUGAAGACGUAGAUGAGAUUGUCGCUCUCUGUGGAUCUUUCCUCACGCUACGAGAAGGCAUCGUUUACUUUGUACAUCAAUCAGCUAAAGACUUUCUGCUCACCAAAGCAGCUUCGCAGAUCUUCCCAGACGGAGCAGAGGCUGUCCAUUGUUCGACCUUCUUGAGGUCCAUGGAAGUCUUGUCUAGCACACUGCAUAGGGACAUCUAUGAUCUCAAAGAGCAAGGAAUUGCUACCGAGGAGAUUAUAAUACCCGCUCAAGACCCUCUCGCCCCUGUACGCUACUCUUGCACUUACUGGGCCGACCAUCUCUGCGACUCGAAUCCUGACUGGUCAGCUAACAAUGCAGAGAAUCCAAAACUCUUAGCUACAAUCGAUGAGUUCUUUAAGAAGACAUAUCUAUACUGGAUCGAGGCGCUCAGUCUAUAUCAGAGCGUAGAACAAGGCAUCGCAGCCGUUGCUAAAGUGCUUCAACUGGUGCAGAAUGACCAAAUUCUGAGUGAACUUACUGCACUCAUUAAUGAUUGA
Bipolaris victoriae FI3 is the source of this 2160-nucleotide messenger RNA. RefSeq lists its product as hypothetical. Bases 1 to 2160 code for a protein of 719 amino acids. NCBI's taxonomy places the organism in Eukaryota, Fungi, Ascomycota, Dothideomycetes, Pleosporales, Pleosporaceae. The transcript is spliced from 3 exons. The record is from RefSeq and is a predicted model, not a curated record.